This is a messenger RNA of Phoenix dactylifera (date palm), 1762 nucleotides long. Its product is annotated as Leucine-rich repeat (LRR) family protein. Gene Ontology annotation, molecular function: protein binding. The record is from RefSeq and is a predicted model, not a curated record. NCBI's taxonomy places the organism in Eukaryota, Viridiplantae, Streptophyta, Magnoliopsida, Arecales, Arecaceae.
AUCGAUGGUUUUAAAAGGAGCUCCUCGCCUCCUCCCCGGCAGAACCGUUAACGUUAGGGUUCCGUUAUCUUAUCCUACUCUACUCCACUGCGGUGGCCCCCUUCUCUGAUCUCUCGGAUGCCGCCAUGGCUCGCCUCACCUUGGAGCAAAUCUCCCGCGAGAACAAGAACCGCGAAGUCGUCGAGACCACUUCGCUUCAGCUCUCCCAUCGAGCACUCUCCGAUGUCUCGUGUUUGAGUAAAUUCCAGAACUUGGAGAGGCUCGACCUCAGCUGCAAUUGUCUCUCAACUCUCGAGGAUCUGUCUUCGUGCAUCAAUUUAAAAUGGCUCUCUGUCGUGGAAAACAAGCUUGAAAGCUUAAAAGGGGUUGAAGGUCUCACUAAGCUGACAGUGUUAAAUGCUGGAAAAAAUAAGCUCCGAACAAUGAACGAAAUUAGAACUGUCACAAGCUUACGAGCUUUAAUUCUGAAUGAUAACAACAUAUCUUCCAUCUGCAAGCUUGAUCAGCUACAGCACUUGAAUACGCUCGUUCUUUCACGAAAUCCAAUUCAUGAUAUCGGUGACUCGAUGAUGAAACUGAAGUCUAUCAGAAAACUGUCCCUCUCCCAUUGUCAAAUCGAAAAUAUUGGAUCUUCUCUGAUGUCAUGUGUGGAUCUGAAGGAAAUCAGAUUUGCUCACAACAAGAUCACGACUCUCCCAAGUGAACUGGCACAGAACAUCAAACUCCAAAAUUUUGAUCUGGGGAACAAUCUGAUUGAGAAUUGGUCAGACUUAAAGGUUCUUUCUGCAUUACACAACUUAAAAAACCUCAACUUACAAGGAAAUCCUAUUGCUGAGAAAGAUAAGUUAGUUAGGAAGGUCAAAAAGUUGUUACCAAAUUUGAGGAUAUUCAAUGCUAAACCCAUAGAAAAGGGUAGCGGGAGUGAGAAAAUCUCUGGAGAGGAUGGCUUGUCUUGCAGUAAGGAUGAUCUUCCUCUCCAUAAUGCCCCUGAAAUUGAAGCAAAGGAUGAAGUAAAGAGGAAAAGACCCAAAUUAGAUGUUAAAGCCUGUGCAGAGAACAUAUUGAAAAGCUCUAGUGAGGAAGAUCGUGUCUUUCAAGUUUCCACUAUUGUUAAAACUAAAAGGGAAAUAAAGGAGAAAAAAGCAAAAUCAAGUGUAAAAACCAAGAAAAUUAAUGCAUUUCAAUCAGAGGAUUGCAAUUCUCCUGGUGAUGCUACUGAUCUAAAAAAGGCAAAGGAAUCAAAGAGGAGGAAGCCUGUGAACAAAGAACAGAGCAAAUUUGAGGGAAUUGAUGAUGCAGAAACACCAUUAUUAGACCUUGUUCUAUCAGAUAAGACUAGUCAACAGUUGGACAACAAGAAGGACAAUGAAGUAGUUUCGGAUACAAAGUUGCUUGGAGGAUUGGUGGUGGACCAUGCUAAGAAGAAGAAAAAGGUUAAAGGCAUAGGUAUGGGCUAUUCAGCAUUUCGGUUCCUGGCCCCAGUCUCAGAAAUCGGAAUGGGUGGGCCAUCAGCAUGGGAUGAUUAGUCCGUAAUCAAACUCUUACAAGCAUUUGCGAACACUGUCAUUAAUCUCUUUUAAGUAUGAUACUUGAACUUAGAUAUUUUCUCAAAAUUGUUUCAUGUGGUGUAUGAAUAUCAAUCUGCCAUUAUUUUUUUAGCCAUCUAUAGACUAUAGUCAGUCACAUUAAAGAAAAAUAAAUAAAUAUUGUCUAAGUAUCACCUUUUGUAUCUAUAAUUAUCUGAUCCAUCAAUAUUGCGAUA